AUGGUAAUAUCCAAACUAUUGGAUCUAGGUGUUCGACGAUCCUUGGUACCAUGGAUAAUUAACUUUCUUUCUAACCGUCGACACAGAGUUAAAUUAGGAGAUAUAACCUCCGAUUGGUUACCAAUGAAAGCUGGCGUCCCACAGGGGACAAAGCUUGAUCCAAUUUUGUCUUUGGUAAUGAUAAAUAAUCUCAAUCCCAGAUCCAGCGGAACAGAUAUUUGGAAAUAUGUUGACGAUGUAUCAACCUCGGAGGGACUGGCAAAGAACAGCAAUUCUAAUAUGCAAUCUAAUCUUGACUCAAUCUGUUCUUGGUCCCUACAGAAUUAUAUGAAACUUAACGUUGAAAAAUGUAAAGAACUACGUAUUUGUUUCCAGAAAGGUAAACCUGAACUAUUGCCAUUAUUGAUAGAUGAACAAGCGCUUGAAAUCGUUCAGUCUCACAAAGUUCUUGGCCUUAUUAUUCAGAACAAUCUAAAAUUGAACGAACACAUUGAUUCAGUCGUUUCCAAAGCAUCGAAACGGUUGUACAUUAUCCGCACUUUACGCCGAAGUGGCGUCCCUGCUGAAGAUUUACUUGAGAUCUAUUUCGCGAUCAUACGCUCAGUGUUAGAGUAUUGUUGUGUUGUUUGGCAUAAUAAUUUACCUUCGUAUCUUGCUAACCAGUUAGAACGAGUUCAGAAACGCGCACUUAGAAUUAUUUUACCAGAAUACACCUAUAGUGAAGCCCUAACAUUUCUGAAAUGCACCCGGCUAGACGAGAGACGAGAAAAACUUUGCUUUAAAACCUUGAAAAAUAUACCACAAGGAAGUCCUUUAUUUAGUCACAUUCCUACACCGAGAGACACCUGUUGCGAUUACAACCUAAGAAAUUCUAAUGCAUUAACUACGAUCAAAUGCAGAACAGAACGGUCCCGCAGCAGCUUCUUUCCGAGCACUGUGGCUAUUUUUAAUAAUGACAGUAGCAACAUUUAAAUACAGAUUUUAUGUACUAUUUAAAAAACGAGCAGGAGUGUUUUAUUAGGUUUAAAGCCACGAGCGCGCAGCGCGAGUGGCUUUAGACCUAAUAAAACACGACCCGCGAGUUUUUUAAAUGACUUCAAAAACGUAUGCAUAAUAAGUCAAAUCUUUAUAUAAAAAUCUUUAUAUAAAAACCUUUAUAUAAAAAUCUUUAUAUAAAAAUCUUUAUAUAGUUCGCAUAACAAUGGUCUUUUGUUAAAGUGUUCUUUAGCUGGUAUAAAGACGUAUGCACGUGACUAAUUUCUUACUCAAGAUUGGAUAAUUGCUUCAUGAAUUAUUAAUGAGUUUUUGAAAUACGUAUAAAGUAACGUUUUAAUAUAUUCUAACUCUUUAAUCCUUAGUAUUGUUUAAUAUAGUAAUUAAAUACUUAGUUGUAAAUUCACCGCAACUCAAAUUUAUGCGAUGGUGAAUAUUCUUAAACAUGAAUAAUAAUAAUAAUAACCCAGUGGUGUUUGAAAAAUCUCAAACAAGCUUUCGUAGGCUGAAGUGAACAGAUACUGGCAUGAAGUUAUGUAAACCUCUAAUACUGUUUAAAAACAUGAUUAGAGGUUUACAUAACUUCAUGCCAGUAUCUGUUCACUUCAGCCUACGAAAGAUUGUUCGAGAUUUUUCAAACACCACUAUAUAUGCUUAUAUUUUCAUAAAUUGCAGGUGCGCCAUGAAAUUGAUCAAAAUGUAUAAUAUUGCUAUUUCGGUUCAAAUAUAUUAUAUAUUUAGGGAAAUCAUUGAGAUUAAUUUCCCAUUUCAAAAUACUGACUAUCGAAAUGCAUGAAUUGCCAUUUUACGAGUACUUUAUGGGUUUAGCAAAUGUUUCUCUUGUUAUUAAGUUGAAUGAUUUUUAUUUGAAUUACCAUCAUUCUGACUUAUGUACAACAUAAACUAACCAAUAAUAAUCACAAAUUAAUAUGUUUGUUUGGCAAUUUUUUUUUAACUAUUUAUUAACUUCAGCCGUCAACAUACAUACAAACAUGCACGAAGACGGUUCAGGAACACUAACACAGCGUGAGCCAAUUACGUUAGUGACCUAAAUCCGUCGAUAAAAUAAGACGAAAAUGGCGAAAAAUAGGUUUGCUAGACGUACAUGUAUAUGCGCAAAGGAAUUGCAUUGUUGCUAUGAAAAAAAUUUCAUGCACAAUUAUUGAGUAAACAUUUAUAUAUUUUGAAGUGACUAUACAGCCGGGCAGCCGGCUAUUUAGUAAACUGCUGGCUAUACAGCCGGCUAUUUAGUAAAAUGCUGGCUUUUUAGUAGUCUCCUUCGCAACCGCUCUUUGUGUCGAGGUUUCUCCAUAUCUAAAUAAAUUUAGCGACAUAAAUAUCUUAACAAGUCCAAGGUCAUAACUGCUAACCGUAUAACCUUUUGAAAGUUAGAAAAGGUUUAAAAAAUUAUUUAAGAAAAAAUAUGCUAAGAAAGAACAAAACACAACACGACCCGGACUGCGUUUCACUUUCCGCACGCAGCGCCUUUACCGUAUGCGCUUGGUAAAAGCUGGCACAAACAAAAGUUUUAUCCCCGAGCCGACGGCGCGAAGCGCCGUGUGAGGGUACUAAUUCCCCCCGGCUAUUUACACCGGGGGAAACGAAAGCAUUAGCGAAGUCUACAGUUCAUCAAAUAUCGCGGGCGUGGGUCACUGUGCGUGUUUCGGUGGGUGGUCAUCCUCACUGAUCUCAUAAUAUAGCGGACUGUAAUGAAUAGCCAACACUGAUUGGUCCAAUUUAAAAUUGGCAUUAUAACGGCUGCAUGACGAUUGACGACAGCGAAAUUGAUUUGAUGAUUUCUUGCAAAUAUAUUUCAUUUUUGCAAGAUUUUGUAAAUUGCAAAGGAUUUUUGAUGAAAUAAAGGCAAGAGGAUUGCUAAAAGAAGGAAGUAAAGGUGCCGACGUUAACGAAGGUAAGUUUGUUUUAAAUAUUGAUGCAUUGUUUGCUUUUAAUAUACUGUAAUCUCGGCUGUAAUUACUUUAAAAGCCGAACGUUGCGUAUAUAAAAUAUGAAACAAGACAGCGUAUUAUUUCAGUGUUUCUUUAUUGAUUACACUUUUUAUUAUACUAAGCAAAGUUAUUUACAUGGGAGAAUUUGGAAUCAUUUUAUUUCGAACUCAAAGUUUAUCGAUAAAGGCAGUUUAGUUCUAUAUUAAAAGAACACUUUCAAACGUUUUGCGAAGCGUUUGUGGUUGAAUUUCACCUUAAAUUGAAGCUUAUGUUACGUAUAAUUACAUACCUACUGUAAUUACUUUAAAAUCCGAUCGUUGUGUAUAAAUAUGAAACAAGACAGCGUAUUAUUUCAGUGUUUCUUUAUUGAUUACACUUUUUAUUAUACUAAGCAAAGUUAUUUGCAUGAGAGAAUUUGGAAUCAUUUUAUUUCGAAGUCAAAGUUUAUCGAUAAAGGCAGUUUAGUUCUAUAGUAAAAGAACAUUUUAAAACGUUUUGCGUAAGCGUUUGUGGUUGAAUUUUACCUUAAAUUCAAGCUUAUAUUACGUAUAAUAACAUACCUAACAUAUAUAUGUUUAGGAAAUUGAUAAUUUUGUAAUUAAAAGUGAUAUUUAUAGGGGAUUUUUCAUUUGUAAAAAUAUUCUUAAAAAAUUAUCGUGUUACCAUGACAACUACUUAAAAUACUUCACGUUCGGAAAAUAAAAAGGUUUUGUCUGCAAGGCGAGGGUUUCUGCAUGCAUGUAUUUUCUAGUAUUUCACUAUAUAGUCAACUAUAUAGCCGACAAUUUACUAUAUACCCGACUAUAUUGUCACUUUGUUUAUAUUUGAUAUGAUAAAGAAUGUUCAGAUUGCAGUCUCUUCUCUACCACAAUCAAAGUCAGAAAGCCACCAUUUUUAUAAUAAAAACAGACAGAAUAAGAGUUACAAAAUGGGCAUUUAUUAAUGUAUCAUGUAUUCAUGUAUGCCCUCUAUAAAAUGAAAAACCACACAAUCUGUAAAUACAUCUUACUAACUUUAACUCAACUUACGAAGCAAUCCUAUAAUUAUAAGAUGUCCUGUGACUAAUGUACCAUAUAACAAAAUUUUAAAGUAACAUAAAAAUUCUAAAAUCUAAAUGAUGUGACUAUAAAUGCACCAUAACAAAAUAAUUAUGAAUAGAUGAAUAAACCAUCGAUAUUAUUAAAAAAGCAUGCACGGUUGAAUUUCGUUGAAGUUGAAUUUCGAAAUUUAAAAAAUUUUAAUGUCGAUAAUUUCCAAGCCGACCUGUAUAGUCAGGAUUGGGAAUUAUUAGAUAACCAAGCAUGCGUUGAUAAGAUGUGGGAUAUAUGGAAAACACUCUUUAUGACAGUGCUCGACAAACAUGCUCCAAAUAAAGAGAAAAGAGUGAAAGAUAAACCCAGUGUCCCUUGGUUAACCACUACAAUCAAAAAACAAAUUAGAGAACGAGAUCGUCUAAAACUUCUUGCAAUAAAAUACAAAUCGGAAAAUUACUGGGAUGCUUAUAAAUCGUCUAGAAAUCGCAUAACAGAUGCUUUGCGAGAAGAUAAAACAGCUUAUUAUAAAGUACAAUUUGAUAAAGUAAAACAUGAUCCAAAACAAGCUUGGAAAACUGUUAAUAAAAUCCUAAAUCGAAAGCAAAAAUGUCCAGAUAUAAACUCUGUCAAAACUCAGAAUGGAGAGAUAACCGAUCCAAAUGAGUUAGCGGAAAGCUUCAAUGAUUAUUUUACUAAUAUUGGUCCAGAUAUUGCAAAAACGAUCGAUAAAGGUGACAGAAAUUUCACGGAUUACAUAACUAGAGUAACUAGCAAUUUUAAGUUCCAAGCUGUAUCUGAAUCGAAAGUUCAUAGACUUCUUUUGUCUCUAAAUCCCGGUAAAUCUACCGGUAUUGACAAAAUUCCAGCCAAAAUUAUUCGUAUUGCUUCCCCAGUAAUUGCAAAUUCCUUGGCAAAAAUUUUUAAUAGGGCAAUCACCAGUGAAUCCGCUCCAUCUGAAUGGAAAGCAGCGAGAGUUACACCUUUACAUAAAAAGGCCCUCGAAACCUGUUAA
This is a messenger RNA of Paramuricea clavata, 4988 nucleotides long. The record is from the annotation of a GenBank genome assembly. Lineage: Eukaryota; Metazoa; Cnidaria; Anthozoa; Malacalcyonacea; Plexauridae.